AUGGAGUCAACUGUUGAAGAUAAUGAGGUCUGCACCGUUGUCCCAGCAGCGACUGAUGGCGAAAAGGGUGAUUUCGCCGUCGACAACGCAGACCUCUCACCCUUCCCGGAGGGAGGAUGGCGAGCCUGGUCGGUAGUUCUGGGUGCAUGGUGUGCCAUCUUCCCAACGAUGGGAAUAAUGAACCUGACCGGGCUGUUGGAAGAGUGGCUGGCAGAGCAUCAACUGCACGGUUUAUCGAAAGCUUCCAUCUCGUGGAUCUUCAGCUUGUGGCUCUUCCUCUUCUAUUUGGGUGGCAUCCAGAUUGGGCCCAUCUUUGAUGCCCAUGGCCUCAAGUAUACCCUGAUCCCUGGAUGCAUCGGGAUGACAUUGUCGAUGAUGGUCUUUAGCGUUUCCCACGCAUACUAUCAGUUCAUUCUGGGAUUCAGCAUCCUAGGGGGCCUUUCCGCAUCAGCAGUAUACACCCCCAGUGCCGUGUGCAUCACGCACUGGUUCCUCAAAAGACGUGGUCUAGCCACUGGGAUUGCAACCACGGGCGGUGGUGUUGGAGGAAUCAUCUUCACUAACGUCUUCGGUAUCUUAAGCACUCGGAUCGGGUUUCCCUGGACCAUUCGCAUCCUGGGAUUCAUGUUCAUGGCCAGCCUUACGGCCAGCGUCGUGUUUCUCAGAGCACGUCUUCCACCUAGUCCAUCAAGGGGUAGCAAAAUAGACAUCCGAGCGCUCAAAGAGCCUGUCUUCACUAUGACAUCCAUCGCAGUUAUUCUCGCCGAAAUCGGUCUGAUGAUCGUCGUCACCUAUUUUCCUUCCUAUGCGCAGUCCCACGGCAUCAAGGGCGCCCUCUCCUACCAGCUGAUGACGAUUGUGAGCGCAACAUCUAUUGUCGGCCGAGUCGUUCCCGGGAUCUUAGCGGAUCUAUGGGGCCGCUUCAACGUCAUGUUCGUAACCUGUGCUGCAUGUACCAUCCUCUCCUUUGGGCUGUGGUUCACCGCGGGCACCGACAAAGCUAGUAUCCUGGUGUUCGCGGCACUGAUCGGGUUUUGGAGCGGGCCAGCGAUAAGUCUGACGCCAGUCUGUGUGGCUCAAAUUUCCAGGACUGAGCAUUAUGGCAAGCGAUAUGGGACGACUGUUUCGUUGAUGGGGGUCUGCUUGUUGGUAUCUAUUCCUGUGGCGGGGGAGAUACUGAAGGGGCAGAACCGGGGACAUGUGAACGAGACGGAGUAUUCGGGAUUGAUUGUGUUUUGUGGAGUGGCGUAUGCGGGGGCAUGUCUGUUUCUGUUUGUAGCUAAAGGAGUCAGUGUAGGAUGGCGAGUGACCAAGAUAUUCUAA
Aspergillus sclerotioniger CBS 115572 is the source of this 1323-nucleotide messenger RNA. RefSeq names its product MFS general substrate transporter. Gene Ontology annotation, cellular component: fungal-type vacuole membrane. The record is from RefSeq and is a predicted model, not a curated record. Lineage: Eukaryota; Fungi; Ascomycota; Eurotiomycetes; Eurotiales; Aspergillaceae. Gene Ontology annotation, molecular function: transmembrane transporter activity. Bases 1 to 1323 code for a protein of 440 amino acids. The transcript has 3 exons. Gene Ontology annotation, biological process: transmembrane transport.